Opisthorchis viverrini is the source of this 3478-nucleotide messenger RNA. RefSeq lists its product as hypothetical. The coding region runs from base 687 to 3344 and encodes 885 amino acids. Gene Ontology annotation, molecular function: oxidoreductase activity, acting on CH-OH group of donors; flavin adenine dinucleotide binding. The record is from RefSeq and is a predicted model, not a curated record. The transcript has 11 exons. NCBI's taxonomy places the organism in Eukaryota, Metazoa, Platyhelminthes, Trematoda, Opisthorchiida, Opisthorchiidae.
GCACAUUUUCAACUGUCAUCAUAAUUUAUCAUGAUGGGUUUGGAGAAAACGCUCUGUUGGGCAAGCAGCUAUAAUAAGAAAAAUAUUCUCUGCUACAUAGUUACGAGAUUGUAUUCAACUACAAUUAAAGGCGGGCCACUAAACUCAGAAACGAAUACACCAAACUACGGGCCGACAGAUAACCUUCGUGAGAAGUUUAUGGAAAAUGAGCUGAUUUUUGAGAUCAGAUACAGAAAGUUCCCCUCUACGAAGAGGCCGGUAUACAAAGCCGUAGUAUUUGAUAAAGAUGGAACCCUAAUAUGUUUUGAUUCAAUGUGGGUACCUUGGGCCAAGCAAGUUGCAACGAGGUAAUUUGUGUUUUGUGAAGUGAAGUUUGAAGGAUUUCGGCCGCCGUGAAACUGGAUGUUCAAGAAGAAAUCUUCACAGUAUUAGGUGUAUGCUCUAAAACCUCAAGAAUCCAGCCUGGUUUGUUGUUUUUAAAAUAUGUGACUCAUUUUCAGGUCUUCUUGCUGAAGGAACAAAGUCACAAAUCUGUGAAGCAAUUACUGGGAUCUUAACCAGAAAAAAUAUUUCGAGAGCAGAUGCUCAUGAAAUUUCGGCACACCACAUCAACCGCUGUAUUCCACAAACUCAACACGUGAACCAACUGGAGGAUCUUCCUCAGCUGUUCACAGUUUUGCGUCAGCAUGACAUUCGAGUUGCUGUCUGUACGUCUGAUAGCCGGGAGCUCUGCCUGCUUUUUUGCCUCGACCGACAUUUUAGCGACAAUACAAGCACUGAAUAAUUUAGGAAUUCUCCAUUUGGUUGACUUGGUUAUAUGCGGCGAUGACGAACAAACUCAUCCGAAGCCAGAUCCCCACAACGGGUUACUUAUCUGCGAUAAACUCAGCGUAGAGCCAAAUGAGGUCGUGAUGGUUGGUGAUACUCCAACGGAUGUGAAAUUUGCCAAGAACUCUAGAUUUGGUUUAACUCUCGGGGUGCUUAGUGGAGUUGGCCGGCGUAGCGACCUAGAACACGCAUGGUACGGGUCAGUAAUGACAGAGCUCAACGUCCGUCAGUUAGAGAAUUCCAAAUUUCAAAUUAUUCCUUCCGUAGCGGAUAUAAUUCCAAUUGUUUUGCCAAACAGUCCCGUUCCUGUACGGGUUAGACCAAGACUUUCAUCCACAAGCCAAUGCGAUUCAACCAAAAAAUAUAAAUUGGUUAUAUUGGACAAGAAUGGCAGCUUGACUGACGUGCAUCCUCGUUGGUCAAAUUGGGCCGAAGUUAUCAGCUCUAGACUGCGAGAGAUCACCUCGGCACGAAUAGCAGACAAGUUCAUGGAGAUGAUUGGCUAUGAUGCGGAGUCAAGACGUGUGUCUGGCGGCAUGUUACCUGAUUGCUCUAUCCUUCAUAUCCGUGACUGUUUAGGAUAUCUUUUGAACCUGAAUGGUUACGACCAGCGGUCUUCCUCGGAAAUUGUGAACAAGGUAUGGUUCGUACCAGAUUCGGACGCAGACGAUUUGCUUCCUGGCGUGGUGGAAACUAUUACACAUCUGCGGCAGCACGGCGUAGCCAUUGCUCUCAAUACGUCGGACAGCCGAGAAGUUUCGAGAAAGUUUUUGUCUUGCACCGGUCUGGAAGGAAAGAUAGAUUAUGUCUUGUCUGCUGAGGAUGCUGGAAAGCAUCCAAAACCACUGCCCCAUACAGUUUAUCAUGUCCUGAAUGCUCUUGGUAUAUCAUUUGACUACAUAAUCGUCGGAGCCGGUUCAGCAGGGUGCGUACUAGCCAACANCAUGAUCGGCGUCGCCGGUUCAGCGGGGGGCGUACUAGCCAACAGGUUAUCAGCUCCUAGAUCCUCAACCAGUUCAUUGCGGUCUAAUGCGGACGCAUCUUCGGUUCAUCUUCUUGAGGCUGGGCCAACGGACGAAGGAUGGUCCAGGUGGACAAUUCGUAUGCCUGCAGCUCUUAUGUACAAUUUAUACGAUGGCAAGUACAAUUGGUAUUACCACACAGUGCCUCAGCGACACAUGAAUAAUCGUGUCAUGUACUGGCCUCGCGGACGUGUCCUCGGCGGCAGUUCCUCUUUAAACGCAAUGGUUUACAUUCGCGGGCAUCCAAUGGACUAUGACAGAUGGGAACGCGAAGGUGCUACAGGAUGGAAUUUUGGGAACUGCCUGCCGUAUUUUCGGCGUUCACAGACCCAUGAACUUGGUGGUGACGAAUAUCGCGGUGGAAGUGGACCCUUGUACGUGUCUCGGGGGAAGACCAAUCACCCUCUUCAUGAGGCUUGGUUGAAAGCUGGUCAAGAGUCAGGAUAUCACUUUACUGAGGACGUUAACGGUUAUCAACAAGAGGGCGUUGGAUAUUUUGACAUGACAAUUAAGGAUGGUCAACGCUGUUCAGCUGCCACUGCCUAUCUUCAUCCGAUCAAACACUCACGGCCAAACCUGAAGAUUACUACGAAAGCACUAGUUACGCGCAUACUAUUCGAAGGCACUCGUGCCGUUGGUGUGGAAUAUCUCCAGGAUGGCUCAUUAUACGAGACUAGAGCAGAACGUGAGGUCAUAUUGUCUGGAGGUGCAAUCAAUUCUCCCCAGUUGCUCAUGCUGUCCGGUAUUGGACAUGUGGACUAUUUACGCUCGAUUGGUAUCGACGCAUGGCACCAACUUCCAGGAGUAGGGCAGAAUCUACAGGACCAUCUCGAGGUUUACGUGCAGAACGCUUGUGAUGAGGUGCACGUUGGCCCAAUGCGACCGCGCGGUACUGGCCAGCUGUUGCUUGUAUCUGCUGAUCCGAAGGCACCCCCAAAGAUCGAUCCGAACUAUAUGUCAUGCGAAAGUGAUCGCGAAGACAUGCGCAGAUGCAUACGCUUGUCGCGGGAGAUAUUUGCUCAACCAAGUCUUGCGAAGCGGUUUGGUGGUUACGAAAUAAGACCAGGUUCAGAGAAGAAGACUAAUGCUGAACUCGAUAAGUUUGUCCGGGAACUAGCUGAUAGUGCAUAUCAUCCGUCGUGCACUUGCCGAAUGGGUCUCAACCCUGAGGGCCGACCUGUUACUGAGCAAGAUAUUCAGCAACGUGGCUACCUUGGCAACGGCAUUGUGGAAGCUGCGGUUACCCGCCCUGAUUGUAAAGUCUGGGGAUUAGACGGUUUACGAGUUGUCGAUGCCAGCAUCAUGCCGUCCAUCAUCUCAGGUAACCUGAAUGCCCCGGUCAUAAUGAUGGCCGAGCGAGCUGCCGAUCUUAUCUUAUCUGACCGCGAUGGCAAGUCAGUCAUGCUAAGUCCGGCAACUGGUGUUAAGUACUGGACUCCCAAAUUUCCAAAACAACAGCGUGACAUGAAACCCGAAGUGAGAUUAGAAUGUUGAUUUAGCUUCCAGGCCAACAUGGUAAUCAGCUUCGGGAACGUCAUAUGGCAUUUUGUACUCUGCGAUUACAUUGUGUUGACUUUGUUGCAAAUAAAAAUCCACUUAUUGAGGAUGCGUUGCUGGUUUGUGGCUUG